Molecule: messenger RNA, 3512 nt
Organism: Malaclemys terrapin pileata
Lineage: Eukaryota; Metazoa; Chordata; Testudines; Emydidae
Exons: 2
Coding region: 246-1634 (462 amino acids)
Source: RefSeq, a predicted model, not a curated record
UUGUGUUUGGAACAAAGGAAAUAUACAAGCUGCAUGGCAAAAGACUAUAAAAGGCAGCUCCAACUUCUCCAUUUUGUCUUCAGUCCUGCUUCUUACCUCUGGAAUAACCUUUCUACAAAGCUCUGAGCAAAGGACUGAAUGACCCAUCCAAGCUGUGGAUAUGUUCCAGAGGGACUUUCAAGCCAGGAAACUCACCGCUACUGCUAGGAACCUGAUAGACUUUGAAGUCUUUGUAUGGCUAGACAAUGGCAGCAGCAGCAGAAGGUCAAUUUCAGGCCAUAACCAAAGCCAUGGUAAGCAUCACAGAAACGGACAAAGUGAGGAAGGAGGCUGAGCUGCUGUUGAAGUCCGAUGCCAAGUGGGAGGAGAUCUUCAUGCCAGCCCCCAUCUCCAUUGCCAUCCUGGGGGAACUAGUACUCCUCUCCAUGAGGCAGAAAGAUGAUGUCUCCAUCAAUAAGAACCGCUCUACAGAUGGGUUUAAAGCUAUCGAACACCCAGAAUCCUUCAGGGCUUGCUUACGCCAAGUAAGUGAAAGAGCAUGGGAGGCCUUCAAUGAGGUCAACAUGCAGCCGAUCUGCUGGCAUUCAAAGUAUGUCUCAGAGCAGAUGACAAACAUCAUGCAGGGCUUCUUCCAAAAUACUCAAGUGGAAAAGAACCAGCUCCAGACAAAGAUAAAGAAAAUUCAGGACAAAGCAGAGAAGUGCACAGAGUCAGCUCAGGCAAUGCAGCAGGGCAAGUUUUUGGAGGUGAUUUUCCUGGUCAAGGAACUCUUGCAGGCCUGUCAGAAUGCCGAGUAUGGUUAUGAGAAGGACCUGGAUGAGAUGAGGAUCAAGCUGAAGGAGGUGAAGAUCAAACAGGAGUCAGUCAGGAAGACUAUGGAGGACGCUAAGUGGAAGCAAAUGCAAGUGGAAGGGGAGACAAAGAAGGCCCUCAAUGAGAUUGAAGAAGCUCUGAACUUCAGUCUCACUUCAUGUUAUGACAUAGGCUCAGAUAUGACUGAUAAAACUGAGUGGAUAAAAAAACAAUUAUCGAAAGUGGAGGCGAGUGGGGAGGCACUGAGGCAGUCCCACAAAGAGGAUCACAGAAGCGUCAAGAAGAUCAUUGAACUGAUGAAGGAGCGGACAGAAAUCCUCUGUGAGAUGAAGGAAUAUGAGAUGAGAGGAAAAGAUCUUGAGACAGCCAAGAAGAUGGUGAACGAAGGGCAGAGUGCCCUGGGGAAGGUGGAGCAGCAGUGGGAUAAGAUGAUGCAGUUCUUUCAUAUGAUCUCCAACCUGAUCCAAUUCUGCUUCAACUGGCACAUUCAGGAAUGUUUAGCGUCUGUAGAAGGCAUCCAGCAGAUCACUCAUGCAUUCAAUGCCUCCAAUAUAGCUCAGCUGGUGCACAUGUUCUCCAAGAUAUUCACCCAAGUAUGUGAGAAAUAUCUGAUAAACCUAGUCAGCAUCACAGAAAGAAUCCUCACUAUGGAACCUUCCAAUCCCAGUUUUGACUCCGAGUGUGCUAAGAUAGCCAGUGGCUGUGCUAAGGCCCAGGAGGAUAUCUCCGACCUCGUGCUGGAGAUGAAGAAUGAGUUCAAGAGGAACUUAAAUGCUGGGCUGGAGACCAUCGAGAAGAUGAAGGCCAUGCAGUACCCAUGAGCAAGGAGAAGCUGAAAGUGAUUCAUGGGGCCAACUGCAAAAUAAAAAGAUUAGUAUGAAUAUGAUGUCUCAGUUAAGUCCCAGGUACUGGGCAAAGAUCCACAAUCAAGUGAUUAAAAAUUCCCACCCUUUUCCUCUGCUUUGAUUUCAGCUUGAAUAUCUCAACCAGCCACUCUCUCGAAGCUCACCUCAGAAAAGCUCCAUUCAGCUCCACUUGGACCUUCUUGGGACACAAAAAUGAAAGAAGCCCUAUCAGGUUUCAACUCAUCCAGGCCCAUCAGGCACCAAGACAGAAAAGUUCUCUUCAAUCUAUUUCCCCAGGGCUCUAGCUUUAAAUGUCCCAAGUGAUGAGACUCUCAUCUCACACACACACACAAUCAAAAGACCCUUCAAAGAUAUCACCGCUAUUAAACACAUAAUGAAGAGUCUCAAAUGGGCCCCACUGCAAGAAGUGGGUCUAUGCAGAUCCUGACGCAUUAGCUCUGUUUAGAGGAGGCAUCAGCAGGAAGUAGUGGGAAAUUUCAUGGGAAGCAGAGGAAGCCAUCAGCGGCUGGGACAAGGAUGGAUGAUGAACAUCUGGGGGAGAAAGAACUGGAGUACUUGUGGCACCUUAGCGACUAACAAAUUUAUUUGAAUAGUCUCACUGAUCACUCUCGUUAUAGUGUGUAUGGUAACACCCAUUGUUUCAUGUUCUCAGUGUAUAUAUAUACACCUCUACCCCAAUAUAAUGCUGUCCUCGGGAGCCAAAAAAUCUUACCGCGUUAUAGGUGAAACCGCGUUAUAUCGAACUUGCUUUGAUCCGCCGGAGCAUGCAGCCUUGCCCACCACCCCACCCUGGAGCGCUGCUUUACCGCGUUAUAUCCAAAUUCGUGUUAUAUCGGGUCGCGUUAUAUUGGGGUAGAGGUGUAUCUUCCUACUAUAUUUUCCACUGCGUGCAUCCGAUGAAGUGGGUUUUAGCCCACGAAAGCUUAUGCUCAAAUAAAUGUGUUAGUCUCUAAGGUGCCACAAGUACUCCUGUUCUUUUUGUGGAUACAGACUAACACGGCUGCUACUCUGAAAUCUGGGGGAGAGUAUAUCAUGGGUGAACCCCAUGUUCCUCCAAAGGGAUAGGAGAAGCCAGAAACCCCAACCUUCUCUGAUAGGGAUGGAGACUGAAACCAGAGUGCCCUGAGGGGAAACGGAGGUAUUGCUGGGGAGCUUCCUCCUGGGACACUGCCCUGUCAACUCAAGAUCCAUUGGCUUUCCAGUGAGUUGACAGUCUGGGGGUUGUUCAUAUGUUUCACUUGGUGUAACACUGUCCACCUUGUUACGGUGCUAGGGACACAGCAAGAACCAAUCCCGCUAGCAAUGCUGCUUUCGGUGAAUAAAGAAUUAACUCCACACCUCCAGCACUGCAACCUCCUAUGGUUUAUCACCUGUCAGAGCGAUUGGCUGGCCUCUGGCCAAGGAGAGAAUCAUUGGCCUGAUCUUUCUUCUCCUUUAUUUGCUGAUUGCUAUCUUUAUGCAUUGGCACAUACAGCACAUCAGUGACUGCAAAAUAAACUGUUAGCGCUAUCUGGUGAAAGCAAGAGAUUCAGUCAGGAGUCCUGGUUUCUAUCCCCAGAUCUGAGAGGGGAGUGAGGCCUAGUGGUUCGAGUAGGAGAGUUGGACUCAGGACUCCUGAGUUCCAUUCCCGGGCCUGAGGGGAGAUGGGUAGAACCGGCUGAGGCUGACAGUCAGCUGUUCAGUACAGUCCCAUCUGAAGUGCUGCUGACUCCCUGUUGCCGUAUAUUUGGGGAGCAUAAUCUGACUUUUUUCUGGGAUGCAUUUCUGCUGCAAUUCUUUCCUGUGACUCAUUUAGUGGCUCUGAUUCAAUAAAGUUUCUGUGACUCCAAUUAA